UCAACUUAUAAUUUCCAGUUUAUAUAUAAUCCUUAUAUCAAAAUUCAAACAUAUAUUCAUCAUUACCAAAUAUAUUAAGUAGUACAAAACUUUUUAUAAGUUCAUAGCCAUGCAAGCAGCCAAUGAGAUUACAGACUUUCACUACUUGGUUCCUUCAAACCCAAACCCAAUCCUUAAUGCAGCACAUUUAGCCAUGAACCUAAACACUUCACCGUCGAUCCAGGUCGAUGUAAACGCUCUCUCGAACCCAUAUAACCAGCUUAAUAUGAACCCGAACGUCGUUCAGGAUUUUAACUUGCAAUCUAUAUACUUUGGAAACAACUCAACUUCUGAUGAAGCGGAUGAGCAACAAAUGAGUCUUAUCAACGAGAGGAAGCAAAGGAGGAUGAUUUCUAACAGAGAGUCAGCACGUAGAUCACGUAUGCGUAAACAGAAGCAUUUAGACGAGCUAUGGUCGCAGGUUAUUUGGCUUCGUAAUGAAAAUCAUCAACUUAUUAAUAAACUGAAUGGUUUUUCGGAGACUCAUGAUAGAGUGGUUCAAGAGAAUACUCAGCUUAAGGAGGAAGUUUCUGAAUUACGAAAAAUGGUGACUGAUAUGCAGCUUAAUGGGACUUAUUCUAGUUUAAGAGAUCUUGAUGAUGAUAUCAACUGCAAUGAUCAUGCUUAUAAUAACUUAAGAACCGAAUCUUCAAACCAGUCCAAUUCAAGCUCCUCAGACUUGCUUUGAUCAUUAACCAGACUCAAAACAAAUUUGUUUUCUUUAAUUUCCACUUUUUAUUUAUUAUCUAAGUCGAUUACUGCGUAUUAUGUUAGCAGUAAAAGCUCGGAGGCCGAUGUAGCAAAAUAUAUAGUAGCUUAAUUAUUAUGAUACAGUAGUACAUUUCAAUAAUGAAAACUUCUUGCCAGUUUAAACCA
Messenger RNA from Erigeron canadensis, 915 nucleotides. RefSeq names its product basic leucine zipper 43-like. The record is from RefSeq and is a predicted model, not a curated record. Gene Ontology annotation, molecular function: DNA-binding transcription factor activity. NCBI's taxonomy places the organism in Eukaryota, Viridiplantae, Streptophyta, Magnoliopsida, Asterales, Asteraceae. The coding region runs from base 110 to 727 and encodes 205 amino acids. The transcript has a single exon. Gene Ontology annotation, biological process: regulation of DNA-templated transcription.